AUGAAGGCAUUAUAUUUGGUUCUAUUUUCGCUACUAAGCUUGACGAUGGCCGCCGAUACAAUCACGUGUAGCUCGACGAAAAAGUGUCCCCAGGAGGCCCCCUGCUGCUCGCAGUUUGGUAUAUGUGGCACCGGAGCCUACUGCUUGGGCGGAUGCGACAUUCGAUACUCGUUCAAUUUGACCUCGUGCAUGCCCAUGCCGCGCAUGGAGGAUUUCGACUUGACGUUCAAUUCCAAGGCCGACGUUGAGAAAAUCGAGUUGCAAAACGAGUACUUGGGCAACUAUUCCGAGGCGGACUGGGUCUACACCGGCUGGGUUGAUUAUUUCGACAACGCCAUGCUUUUGCAGAUGCCCAACGGGACCACCGGUACCGUUGUUUCUUCAACGAAAUAUCUCUGGUACGGCAAGGUGGGUGCCACCAUCAAGACCUCGCGCGGCGGCGGAGUCAUCACUGCCUUUAUUUUGUUUUCAGACGUCCAAGACGAAAUCGAUUAUGAAUUUGUCGGUUACAACUUGACCAACCCCGAAUCCAACUUUUACGCGCAAGGGAUCUUGAAUUACACAAAUUCAAGAAACUCCUCCGUUAACGACACUUUCCAAUACUACCACCUCUAUGAAAUGGACUGGUACGAGGACCACAUCGAUUGGAUCGUCGAUAACCAAAAAGUCCGCACCUUGAAUCGCGCCGAUACUUGGAAUGACACGUCAAAACGAUUUGAUUUCCCGCAAACUCCUUCGAGAAUCCAGUUUUCCUUGUGGCCCGGUGGUGACCCAUCCAAUGGUGAAGGCACCAUUGAAUGGGCCGGAGGUGAAAUCAACUGGAACUCGGAAGACAUCCAAAGAUACGGCUAUUACUAUGCCCACGUCAAAAACAUCCAUUUCGAGGCUCGUGACGUGCCCGCCUUUGUCAAAUUGGACGGCAGUUCCAACAGUGUCGAUGAUUACCACGCAUUCCUUUAUAACCAUACAGAUGGUAACGAAGACGACGUCAUGUUGACGAACAAAAAGACGUGGUUGGGAAGCAAUGACGCCACGGGGUUUGACCCACAAAAUGACGAGGAUCCAGUCGAUAAAAACAUCACCUCCACCAUAGUCGUCACCAGCGGCUCCUCGACCAUCACCACGGUCCACACCACCACUGCAAGACAAACGGCAAACAUUCCCGCGCAAAACACCGCGGCUGCGAACCAAGCCACCGCUGCUCAAGCCACCAACAAUGCAUAUAAUCCAAGCAAUGGAAUCGGCGGCUUUGUGCAAGACGCUAGACUGACUGCCGGUGCCGGUGAUAGUGCUGGAUCUUCAGCUGGCGCUGGAGUUGCAAACGUGGACAAGAUUGGACUUGAAAGUAUAAUCCUUUCCAUCUUAUUGGGGGUUCUUUCUUAUUUAAUGUAGACAAUUUGGAGAAAAAAAAAAAACAAAAAAACCAAAAAAAAAAAAACGUUAGGUAUUAAAGACAAGUUAUUAGUAACACAGGAGUCUGUAGUCAUCUUUGGUUGGCGAUAUUGCAACUUCCUCUUGCUUGUAGACUUUCCUGAUGGUCCUUCACUGGGGAGGUUCAGUUGGUUUGGCAGUAUGGUUGACAGUCCUGCACAUUGCACCACCCACGGCCAGUUCAACAACAACCACCACUUUUUUUUUCCACCUCCAAUUGUAACCAAAACCAGACAGCACAUACAUUUACACACUCAACCACAGCACCAACACCGAGUACGCCCGACUGCUGUCUUCUCCACUUCAGGAUCCACAUCAAUUGCUGCUUUCCAAGAUGAAGAUGUUGACCAAGUUUGAGUCCAAGUCGUCGAGGGCCAAAGGAGUGGCAUUCCACCCCAAGAGACCCUGGUGCCUCGUUUCGCUCCAUUCGUCCACAAUUCAACUAUGGGACUACAGAAUGGGGACGUUGAUCGAUCGAUUUGAAGAGCACGUGGGGCCCGUUCGAUGCGUCAACUUUCACGCAACGCAGCCGCUUUUCGUUAGUGGAGGCGACGACUACUCGAUCAAGGUGUGGUCUCUCAACACGAGAAAAUGCAUCUUCACCUUGAAUGGCCAUUUGGACUACGUGCGCGGGGUUUCGUUCCACCAUGAACUACCAUGGAUCUUGAGUUGUUCCGACGACCAGACUAUUCGCAUCUGGAACUGGCAAAACAGACAGGAAAUUGCUUGCUUAACUGGCCACAAUCACUAUGUUAUGAGUGCGCAAUUCCACCCCACCGAGGAUUUGAUUGUUUCUGCGAGUUUGGACCAAACUGUGCGGGUAUGGGAUAUCUCCGGCUUGAGGAAAAAACACUCGGCUCCCACCAGUUCUCUCCGUAGUUUUGAAGACCAGAUUCAAAGACAACAGUUGCCGCAACAGGAUAUCUUUGGCAAUGUCAAUGCCAUUGUUAAAUACGUGUUGGAAGGACACGAUAAAGGGGUCAAUUACGCCGCGUUCCAUCCCACCUUGCCCUUGAUUGUCUCAGCUGGAGACGACCGAUUGGUGAAGUUGUGGAGAAUGAGCGACACCAAGGCAUGGGAAGUGGACACUUGUAGAGGCCACACCGGCAAUGUGUUGAGCGCCAUUUUCCAUCCUCACCAGGAUAUGAUUUUGAGUGUUUCCGACGACAAGACGAUUCGAGUUUGGGAUUUGAACAAGAGGGUGCCCAUUAAGCAGUUUAGACGCGAAAACGACCGGUUUUGGCUUAUUGCUAGUCACCCCAAUAUCAAUUUGUUUGCCGCGUGCCAUGACUCGGGAGUAAUGGUUUUCAAAUUGGAAAGAGAACGGCCAGCUCACGCCCUUUAUCAGAAUAAGUUGUUUUACGUCAAUGCUGAAAAGCAAGUGCAAGCUUUUGAUUACGAAAAGCAAGAAUGCAGCUUACCCAUGAUUUCGUUAAAGAAAAUCGGCAAGAGUUGGUCUUUUAUGAGACAAUUGAGUCACAACCCAACCGAUAACUCGAUUUUGGUUGUUCAUGGAGAAGGCGAUAGCUCAAACUAUGCCUUGAUCACUUUACCUAAACAUGCCACGGGAGCUAUUGAACCUACCGAUAUUCGCCAAGGUGAAGCCAAUUUCGCCACUUUUAUUUCAAGAAACAGGUUUGUUACAUUUAUCAAGUCGUCCAAGACUUUACACGUUAAGGAUUUGAGCAAUAACGUGACCAAGACGAUUCAAUUGGACUCCUCGGUGACUGAUGUCUUGCCAAGUAGACCCGGGUGUAUAUUGCUCGUCAAGGCCCACUCGGUUAUCAAUUAUGACGUGCAACAGCGCAAGGAGAUUUCCGACCUUAGCGUCAACAAUGUCAAGUAUGUCACUUGGUCCCAUGAUGGACACUACCUUGCUCUCUUGUCGAAGCACACCAUCACUAUUGCCAAUAAAGACCUCGAGUUGAUCACAUCGAUGCAUGAAACUAUAAGAAUCAAGAGUGCCGCGUGGGACGACUCGGGGGUUUUGCUCUUUUCUACUUUGAACCAUAUCAAGUACACCUUGUUGAAUGGCGACAAUGGAAUCAUCAAGACGUUGGAAAACACGGUGUACAUCACCAAGGUCACGGGCAACAAGGUUUACUGUUUGAAUCGCGCGGGGCAAGUAGAUGUCAUCACUAUUGACCCCACUGAAUACCGUUUCAAGAGAGCGUUGGUGAAUGGCAACUUUGGCGAAGUGUUGAGGUUGAUCAAAAACUCCACCUUGGUUGGUGAAAAUAUUGUUGCUUAUUUGCAAAAGAAGGGCUACAGCGAAGUUGCCCUUCACUUUGUGACAGAUCCGGAAACAAGGUUCCAUUUGGCAAUUGAAUCCGGGAACCUAGAGACUGCCCUUGAAGAAUGCAAAAAAUUGGACUCGAAAGAAGUUUGGCAAUCCUUGGCUGAUGAGUCGGUGUUGAUUGGAAGAUUUGACAUCACCGAGUUGUGCUUGCAAAGAUUACACCUGUUUCAAAAAUUGAGUUUUUUUUACUUGAUCAGUGGCCAAACUGACAAGUUGAAAAAAAUGUCGCUCAUUGCUGCCAAUAGAGGCGACGCGUCCGCAGUCAUUCAAAAUAGCAUAUAUACCAAUGACCCCAAGGCGCAAUUGGAAGUUUAUCAAAGCGCCGGCAUGCUUGCCUUGGCCCAUGUCUUGAGAAAGAGCCAAGGAUUGCAAGACGAGGGCGAAGAAGAACAAAAAGCACCUGCCGAGGCUGUAUUGCCCGAGAUUGGUGAGCUGCUUGCAGUUCCGCAGCCAGUGUCGACCACUAGUGUGCUCCCGUUGAAAGACGUUGGAAUGUCACUUUUCGAGGCUAGCUUGACAGGAGCCACAGAUUUGACUAUUGACGAGCCACAAGAAACAGCUCCCGAGGCAAUUGCUUACGAGUUGGAGAGAGAAGAAGAAGAAGAAGAGGAAGAAGGUGGUUGGGACUUUGAAGAGCUCGAUGAAGAGGAUGUCACUAUUGAUGAAAAUGAACUUGGGCCAGGUCAAACUGGGUCCACCGUUGGCGCAUUGAUUAGACGAGGAGACUUUGAGCAAGCAGCAAGCAAACUCAGCAAGCAGUUUGGAAUACUUGAUUUUGCACCAUUGCGCGACGCAUUUAUCGAAACGUGUUCCCAGUUGUACCUUCCCGGAUCCGAAGAGCUCAGUGCGCUUAAAGUGCCAGUUACAAGCGAAGUGGUGCUGGGCACACCAUCGACAGAUGAAGCAUUUAAACUUUUCAAGGCCAACAACUUGGAAGCUGCCAUCACCGAGUUUCAAAAAAUCUUGUAUGGAUGCAUUACACGAGACGCCGACUUGGAAGACAUUAAGCAAAUCUUGCACCUCUGCAGGGAAUACAUCUUGGCGUGCCGAAUUGAACUAACUCGAAGAUCCUUGCCCGAAUCUGAAGUCAAGCGCAAUUUGGAGCUUGCAUGCUUAUUUGCCUCGUGUGACUUGCAGCCACCGCAUAGAUUGAUUGGAUUGCAGUUGGCUGCCCAGUUGAACUUCAAAUUCAAGAAUUUUGAAACUUCGUCCAAGUUUGCCAAAUUGUACAUUGACGUUGCGCCCCAUUCCAAAGCUGAGCAAAUGAAAAAAUUGAAAGCCAAGGCCGACUUGGGUCACGAUUCUAUUGAUCUUGAAGUGAAUGACGAGUUUUGCGCACACAGCUUGACUCCCAUUUACCCUGGCGAACCUUUUGUUACCGAAGCUUUAUUAAAGACGAAAUACAAACCAGAGUUUAAGGGACAAGUUAGUGAGAUUACUGGUGUUACUACUAUCGGUGUGCCUGCUUCUGGAUUCAGAUAA
Molecule: messenger RNA, 5212 nt
Organism: Lodderomyces beijingensis
Lineage: Eukaryota; Fungi; Ascomycota; Pichiomycetes; Serinales; Debaryomycetaceae
Source: the annotation of a GenBank genome assembly